UUCACGAACAAACCCAAAAAGCAGCUGCGAACUCUCUCUUCUGACCACCGGACGACGCCUCACUGUGCAUAUUCAUUAUUCAUUCAUUUCGUCCUUUUCGGCUCCCCCGAAACGGCCCGUCCCAAAUCUCAGCCAGCCAGCGGGCGAGCCAGCGAGCGAGCUCGAGCCAUGGAAAUGUAGCGAGAGGGAGAGAGAGAGAGAGAGAGAGAGAGGCGAAGCAACAUCGCGGAGAGUUGGCGAUCGGAGGCGGCGGCGGCGGCGGCGGGAGAGUCGGGAGCGGCGUCGCGGCGUCGCGAGAGGAGGAAGAGAAGAAGAAGAGGAGGAGGGAGGAAGGAAGAGGGAGGAGGGAAGGGAGUGGAAAUGCCGCUGACGAGGUACCAGAUAAGGAACGAGUAUGGGCUGGCCGAUCCGGAGCUGUACCGGGCCGCCGAUAAGGAUGAUCCCGAGGCCCUCCUGGAGGGCGUCGCCAUGGCCGGCCUCGUCGGCGUCCUCCGCCAGCUCGGCGACCUAGCUGAAUUUGCUGCUGAGAUAUUCCACGACUUGCAUGAAGAAGUUUUAGCCACAGCUUCGAGAGGCCAUAGUCUCAUGGCACGUGUUCAACAGCUGGAGUUAGAAUUCCCUCUAAUUGAGAAGGCAUUGCUGUCCCAAACAAAUCAUCUGUCCUUUUUUUCAAAUCCAGGUGCUGAUUGGCAUCCUAAUAUGCGUUCACAGCAGAAUAUGAUUGCCCGAGGAGACUUGCCUCGCUUUAUCAUGGACUCUUAUGAAGAAUGUAGAGGGCCACCACGGCUAUUUCUUCUGGACAAGUUUGAUGUUGCUGGUGCUGGGGCUUGCUUAACGCGUUACACCGAUCCGUCAUUCUUUAGAGUGGAAGCUUCAGUAGACGAAGUUCAGAGGGAAAGAAAAGUGCGCAGGUUUAAGAAGAAAGGAAUGCGUGGUAGAAAUGGAGAAACGCCAGAGAUGUUACCAGUGUCACAUGCCAAACUGCAGCAGUUGUUUAUGGAGGAGAGCAUUGCAAAUAGUUAUAGUAACCCUUCACGUCUCGUGAAAUUAAAGAAAAGGCAGUUUAACGAACCUCCAUUUUGUUCAAGAAAUGGGAAAAGUUAUAUGGGGAAGUUUGUGGAGACUCCUUCACCUGAGAGUAAAACAGUGCAUGAAGUUUCCAUUGCUCCACCAUCCUUAAGAUGGACAACGGAUUAUGAAUCAGACAAUGAAGUAGUUGAUGUCAAUAUGGUAAGUCCAAACAAAAAUCUAUCAAUAGAGAAGGGGAGCACUUUAACAUCCAUUACAGAAGCACUCUUGCCAGAACCGUCUCUUGAACAUUUGGAUGGGAUGGUUGUUAAUGGGAAGGAAAUGGAGGAGCCUGAGCCACCUCAUGAUAAUGAGACAUAUGGAAGUCCUAAUCUUUAUGAGGCUGAGAAAAAGGAGUUGGUUGAUGCAGAAGCCAAGAUGGAUUGUGGCAUGGAUGUUUGCCAUUCUGAUGAGAUGACCAGUGAGGUAGAGAAUUACGUGGAUGCCCUUGCUACCAUGGAAUCUGAAGCUGAAACGGACAAUGAAUACAGAGCUAAAAAUGACAAGGGUUUCUUGAAUGAUGAAAAAGAUGAGACAGAUUCUGACAUGAAUGAAGAGCACCUGGAACUUCAAGCUCAAUAUUCAGACUCUCAAUCUCUAGGCUAUUCUGCCUCGGAAGAUGGAAACACUUCUCUCAUUAAAGGAAGUUCGAGCUUUACUUAUUCUGAUAGUCAAAGCAACUUGGUUGAUAAUAUAGCAUCUGAUGGUGAGGGAAUUGCUAUGGCAUUCCCAUCUACCGAAACUUCUGCCUCUCAUCAUGAGAACAUAACCUGUGACCAGCUUCCUGCACAUGGGGGAACUAGAGAAAUAGAAGACUCCCGUGAGCCUGUUGUGCCCAAACAUAUGGACACAGAGGAUGAUGAAAUUAGUUAUCUCGGGGAAGCAGCUACAGAUUUACGUUCUAUUGAUAUGAAUGCUAAGCUUUCAUCUUCAGCUCAUGGACAAAGUCUACAAGUUGAAUCAGAAGCAGAAGGGUCUGACCAAAAUGAAUUGGAGGUAGACAGGAUCAGAGCUGUUUUUUCUGAUUCUGCUUCUCAGAACCAGGAUGGUGCUUUCUCCCCCAUUACUUCUGAAAGCAAUCCAAUCUUUCAGUCAGUAGAUGCAGAUCCAAAAGUCUCAUCUGAUGAUUUAAUGCAUUCUUCGACUGUCCUCGAGUUGCCCCAUGAACAUGAAAGUAACAUUACCUAUAAGCAUGAAGAAUUGCGUGAUGAAUAUGAAGGUGUGGAUCACACUGGAACUGUGACAAGUGGAAAGAUCACUUCCUGGCAUUCAAAUAUGAUGUUCCCAGAAGAUCAGUUCAAGUUUUUAGUAAUGGCAGAAUCGUCUGGAUAUUCAGGUCUUCGAUCACUGCCUGAUAGCUCAGUUGCUUCUCCUGCACGUAAUCUGGAUAUGGCAAACCUGCAUGCUACGAAUUCUGAAGUUCAUCCUUUGGCAGCUGGUUUGGUGAACUUGGAAAAUGCAGUUGUCACAGAAGAUGAGCAACAGACUCAUAUCACUAAACAACAAUCUUUUGAUUACACGUAUGAUGCUCCAUUACAUGAACAAAAUGCACUAGAAGUAGAUGUUCGGCCUUUACAGGAAAACGUCAAUUUUGGAAAGAAUGAACCCCCUCUGGAUUUUGAUGAUGCUGUCCAAGUUUCCCGGACCACGGAAGCAGUGGAAGGAGAUGCGGGUCCUCUUAACGUCCCAGGCAAUAGUUCAAUCCUUAAUGAGAAUAUAAAUAUGCAUGAUGUGGGGACUGAACGAGCUUCAAUAGAUCAGUUGCUACUCGCUACUCCUGCUAUCGCCACUACUGAUGACAAUGCCUGCCCUAAUGUAGAUCCAGCUGCAGAUAUAGUGGGGGGCUCAUGUGCAGAUUCACAGGAACCACCGCCUGACAUUGAUAAUUUGCCUCAGAAAGAGUUCGAGUCAGAUGAGGAAGUUUCUCCAGGAUGUAAUAAAGAGUCGAACUUGCUUGAGGAAGCAAGAGAUGCAAAAGUUGCUUAUGCAGAAGGUAACUCUCCGAAUGAUCUGGUCUCUCAUCGGGAUUCUGAAGUGGAAACUGAGAUGCCUGGCCUGUCUUUUAUGGAGAAAUCGCUGAGCAGACAUCCUUCAGAUGAUGCGACAAUAGGUUCAGGAUAUGCAGAGCUAGGCAGCGAGGAGCUUGAACCAAAACCUUCCUCUCAAGGUCCUCUUCCAUGGAGCAGUGAAGAUAUCUUGUCAUCUUUGCAUAUUUAUCACCAAGUAGACCAAGGAGAAACUUCAGAGCAGUUGUUGGAUGUGCCACCGCAUGAGCUUGAUUUAAAUCUAUCACGCGAAGAUGAAGUUAGUCCUCAGACAAUUAAUCCUGAAUCUGAAAAACUGCGAUCAGCAGAUCUCGUGGUUCAGGAGAACAUUCUUUCUAGCAGACCAGGAUCUCCUUUAGAGUGUCCUUUGAAGUUUCAAAAUGACAGAUCUGAUGCAGAGUGUCUGCAGGGCGAUGAAACAAGAAGCCAAUCAUCAACUCUUCUGUCUGGACAACUACAAUCUUCAGACAGUAUAGGCAAAGAAAAAUAUUCAGCUUUUGAAUCAUGUCCAGAAGAUCAACCAACCCAGCAUUCUAUCUCAGAAUCCUUACAAGAGCCAGCUAGCCAGGAAGUUGACGGUAAUAGUCCUGUAGGGGCUUCAUUACAUACUGAUAUUGCUACAUCUCCACAGGUCUCUGUUGUGGCUGAAACUAUUCAGGAGGAUGUUCCCAAUUUGGCGCCUUUACCUCCUCCUGAAUGGACGAUAUUAAAGGAUCAUCACGUUUCUCAUGCUUCACAGAGCGAAGUAAUUCAAGAUGGGCAGGUCUCCUUCCAAUUGUUACAAAAGUCACCAGCUGAAGAAAAUCCACAACUUCAGUUGUCAUCAUCAGAGGGAGGAUUGAUGUGGCCUCAUCACACAUUUCUGAACGUGGAAAAUGAGAAGUUACACACUGAAGAGCGAGAGGAUAUAUUGUCACUGCCCGGUCCAUUAUCUUCUCUUACUCAAGUGCCAGAUGGUAAUUCAGUUAUUCGGGAUGACAGUUCUGUAAUGGAAGCUGCAGAAGUACCGAAGCACUUCUCAACGACUGUGUCUGAACAUGCUUUCCUUGAUUUGGGAACAGGAGUGGUGCAGUCUGAUUCAAACAGUCUCCCACCUCAUCCAGUUGUUGAAGACAAACCAAAUAGAGAUGACCUUGUUUCUUCAAAGGGAGAAGUUACUCAAUAUGUUGAGUCAACUUCGUCUGUUUCGAAGGAUAAGGGUCAGCAGAGUGAGGAAUCAGAUGGCAAUUCAGUUAUUCGAUAUAACAGUUCUGUAAUGGAAGCUGCAGAAGUACUGAAGCACUUCUCAACAACUGUGUCUGAACAUGCUUUCCUUGAUUUGGGAAGAGGAGUGGUGCAAUCUGAUUCAAACAGUCUCCCACCUCAUCCAGUUGUUGAAGACAAACCAAAUAGAGAUGACCUUGUUUCUUCAAAGGGAGAAGUUACUCAAUAUAUUGAGUCAACUUCGUUUGUUUCGAAGGAUAAGAGUCAGCAGAAUGAGAAAUCAGAAGCACAGCAUGAUUUUUCUCAUAAUGCAUCUGGGCCAUCAGAAAUGAAGCAAGAUGAGCAUCUCCAACAUGAUCUGCCUCACUUAGAUGGAGAAAUAGCAUUGGAAGCAACUUCAGAUCUACCAGAAAAUGAAGUCGUACAAUCAAAUGGAAAAGCGAUGAGUAAUAUUCCUCGCCCACCAAAACGUCUCAUAGAGGCUGUUGCUGCUCAUGAUAGAAGCAUGUUGAGGAAGGUUCCUGAAAGAAUGAAGCCUCCAAUUGAACCAAGAGCAAAUGAAAGAGAUUCGUUGCUGGAGCAAAUACGAACAAAGUCAUUCAACUUGAAGCCUGCUGUUGCCACCCGGCCAAGUAUUCAGGGUCCUAAAACUAACUUGAGGGUUAAUGCUAUUUUGGAGAAGGCUAAUGCCAUUCGCCAGGCAUUUGCUGGAAGUGAUGAAGAUGACGAUGAAGAUAGUUGGAGUGACUCCUGAGAAUGUUCGCUUCCUCGUGCAAGAUUUUACUGCUGCAUCUUCGUUGCAGAGGAAAAUUACCUAUUUUGCCCUGAUUUCUUGUUCCUUCGUGCAUGUAUAAAUAUUCCUCUCCCCACACACCCACCCAAAAGAAGAAAAUGUUACAAGGGUUUCACGUCCUCUCCUUCGUCGCACCAGAAAGUGGAGCAAGAGCAUAUAGACUUCUCAAAAGCGGCAUGUAAGUGCUGUAUCGGUGCAUUUAUGUACUUGUGUUAGUAUAUAUAUGUGUUGUUGAUGUAUAGCGUGCCAUAAAUUUUGAUACGUAGUGUUUCUCAUGUGACAUUACAAAGUUCUAUAUAGUGGAAUGAUGAUUUAGCCCUCUGUCCGUAUAA
Messenger RNA from Eucalyptus grandis, 5441 nucleotides. RefSeq names its product protein SCAR2. The transcript has 9 exons. Gene Ontology annotation, cellular component: cytoskeleton. Gene Ontology annotation, biological process: positive regulation of Arp2/3 complex-mediated actin nucleation; actin cytoskeleton organization. Gene Ontology annotation, molecular function: actin binding; Arp2/3 complex binding; protein kinase A regulatory subunit binding. The coding region runs from base 361 to 5070 and encodes 1569 amino acids. The record is from RefSeq and is a predicted model, not a curated record. NCBI's taxonomy places the organism in Eukaryota, Viridiplantae, Streptophyta, Magnoliopsida, Myrtales, Myrtaceae.